CUUCUUGUAAAUGCUGUUGCAAUGUGGGCUUCGCCUCGUUAUGCUUGGAAUAUUUACAGACUUCUUGACGAAAUUCAUAGACAAGAACGUGAAGAGAUGGAAAACAAGCUUGAAGCAAAAGACAAAAGCAUUCAGAAAAGAAUACCACGUUCGGUACCAAAAGGUAAGGAAAAGAACUAUAAGUAUAUGAUUUAUACUGAAGAGAUGGAAAAUGAAGAAGACAGAGAUAUGGUUAUGUUGCAUUUAGUCAGAAGAAACAACAAAAGCUUUUACGACCUUGCUAAGAUUUACAAAUCUGACAGAAAUUGGUUCUAUCGCGAAAACUUACCGAUUUCAAUGACACCGAAUGAAGAUGUGAAACAAAUAGUUCAAGAUACGUUACCUCAAACACACUAUGAUAUGAAAGGUUGUACAAUACUUACAUUCAAAGAAGAUUUGUCAUUGUUAAAGGAAAAAAUAACAGAGUAUUUUGACAACUUCAAACAAGUAGGGUAG
Trichomonas vaginalis G3 is the source of this 495-nucleotide messenger RNA. Its product is annotated as KilA, N-terminal/APSES-type HTH, DNA-binding family. NCBI's taxonomy places the organism in Eukaryota, Parabasalia, Trichomonadida, Trichomonadidae. The annotation marks the transcript as partial. The transcript has a single exon. The record is from RefSeq and is a predicted model, not a curated record.